GAGAGAGAAUCAGAGAUUAAAAGGAAGAGGUGUUCUACAAUCUAUAAAAGAUUGCUUGCAAAGUAUGGACAAGUUCGAUGGGGGUGGAAUCCGUAAAAAAACAACUAAUAUUUUGGAGAGGCCUUUAAACAAAGGACGAAACGAGGUGCAUAUCAGCUCCUUUGCUCUACUAUUCUCAGAGAUUGUCCAGUAUUCACAAAACAGAGUAACAACUGUUGCAGAUUUGCAAACCAAGUUAUCAGAUUUGGGAAAAAGCAUUGGCUCAAGAAUGCUUGAUGUUCUAGUUCUACGGGAGAAGGGAUACAAACGAGAGACAAGGAUCAUUAACGUCCUUUUAUUUAUUAAAACAACAGUCUGGAAAUCAUUGUUUGGAAAGGAAGCUGAUAAACUUGAACAAUCUAAUGAUGAUGAUAAAACAUAUUAUAUAAUCGAGAAAGAACCACUGGUCAACAAAUUCAUUUCCAGACAAAAGGAUAAAGGUGGACUUAACUGCGCGUAUUUUAUUGCUGGGAUAGUUGAAGAAAUACUGUUUGGUUGCAAAUUUAAUUGCAAGGUUACCGCUCAUUGGCACAAAGGCACAACAUUCAUGAUACAAUUUGAUGAAGCUGUGAUCGCUCGAGACAAAGCGUUUGAUGCACGUUAAUGCUAGCUGCAGUAUCGACAAUCUCGCACUCUUUAAUAAUGAUUGUAAAAAUAAACUGUACUGGGAGUACUGUCAUAUACUGACU
This is a messenger RNA of Dendronephthya gigantea, 728 nucleotides long. RefSeq names its product trafficking protein particle complex subunit 5-like. Gene Ontology annotation, biological process: endoplasmic reticulum to Golgi vesicle-mediated transport. Gene Ontology annotation, cellular component: TRAPPI protein complex; TRAPPIII protein complex; TRAPPII protein complex. The coding region runs from base 65 to 643 and encodes 192 amino acids. NCBI's taxonomy places the organism in Eukaryota, Metazoa, Cnidaria, Anthozoa, Malacalcyonacea, Nephtheidae. The transcript is spliced from 7 exons. The record is from RefSeq and is a predicted model, not a curated record.